GGAAACAUCUUAACACGCCACAGGUUUUAUCCACCAGGUUACAGGAUGAAGAUGAUGUCCAGCAUCCUGCUGCUCCUCAUCCUCAGCUCAUGUCUCUGUGCAGCAACAUUUGUAGUGAAUGUGACACAGAGCAGCUAUCAGGCAGAGGAGAAGCAGAGCAUCACUCUGGAGUGGACCUUCACCACCAAGACUCAGGGAACAUGGAAGCAACUGUUCAUCGUCUGCAGCUUGUUGGCUCCUGAUAAACCGCGAGUUCUCUAUCAGGUUCAUGAAGGUGUUGAGAUUCCAGAGUCUCAGGAUGAUCAGUUUUCAGGACGAGUCCAGAGCGACAAAGACGUCCUCAGAGAAGGACGAAUCAGACUCCAUGUGUCCAGACUGAGGACUGAAGACUCUGGUCUGUAUCAGUGUGACGUGAAAACUGAAGAUGGAGUCAACUCUGGAAGAUGUCGACUCAGCGUUUCUGUUCCAGUGAAGGUUGUUGGUCAUGAUCCGAUUCAUGCAAAGGUUGGAGACGACGUUAUUCUGCCAUGUCAUCUGGAGCCUCCAUUUGAUGUGACCAAACUUACAAUCGAAUGGAGAUUCAAGGAUGAAAUAAUCCAUGUGCAUCGCAGCCAAACUAAAGAUGAUGAAGCUUCAGAUCCAAAGUACAUUAACCGAACCUUCAUGUUCCCUGAUGAGUUUAAAAAAGGCAACAUUUCCCUCAAAUUGACCAAAGUAACCAAGGAGGAUGAAGGGAAUUAUAUUUGCUUUGUUCCCAAACUGCAAAGUCAAGUCAGGAAGGGAAACGUUACUCUAAUACUUGAUGAAAGCGACUCGACUGAUCCUGGAGGACGUCCUGGAGUUAUUGUUGGUGUUGUUGUUGCACUCAUCUUCUUCUUCACCGUCAUCAUCAUCGUCGUCAUCAUAAUCAAGCGAUCUCAAAUCCAGCGUGUUCUACGUCACUACAGAGGUGAACAAAUUAUAUACGCUGGAGCACCAAUACAUGAGAGAAAUGAUGGAGAUCGCAGAGAAAAUGUCGACCCAGACGAUGGAGCUGAAGGAAAACCUUUACAGGAUCAAGGAAAACAAAACCAAAGUGAAUCUUCCACCUGAUCUAAAGUCUAUUCAAAGUUUGUUGAGCAUCAAUGCUGAACCGGACCUCCUCGUCUCUCCUGGUUCUGAUUCUGAGUUCUGCUGCUCUGGGAAAAUCUCUGCCCACCGUGAAUGAAACUCUG
This is a messenger RNA of Poeciliopsis prolifica (blackstripe livebearer), 1214 nucleotides long. RefSeq lists its product as uncharacterized. The transcript is spliced from 10 exons. Gene Ontology annotation, biological process: negative regulation of T cell proliferation; positive regulation of T cell proliferation; cellular response to lipopolysaccharide. Bases 46 to 1092 code for a protein of 348 amino acids. NCBI's taxonomy places the organism in Eukaryota, Metazoa, Chordata, Actinopteri, Cyprinodontiformes, Poeciliidae. The record is from RefSeq and is a predicted model, not a curated record. Gene Ontology annotation, cellular component: external side of plasma membrane.